Penaeus vannamei (Pacific white shrimp) is the source of this 1996-nucleotide messenger RNA. RefSeq names its product tubulin-binding cofactor B. The record is from RefSeq and is a predicted model, not a curated record. NCBI's taxonomy places the organism in Eukaryota, Metazoa, Arthropoda, Malacostraca, Decapoda, Penaeidae. Gene Ontology annotation, molecular function: alpha-tubulin binding; microtubule plus-end binding. Gene Ontology annotation, biological process: post-chaperonin tubulin folding pathway; tubulin complex assembly; cytoplasmic microtubule organization. Gene Ontology annotation, cellular component: nucleus; microtubule plus-end; cytoplasm.
GUGAGUCAUUGCGGGCGAAAGAGGAGGACCCAGGCGCGCUCCCUCGUGUCCCUCUAUAUCAAUUUUGCGCUCCAGGGAAAAGGACAGGUGAGACGCAGGGCCGAGGAAUAAGGACGGGGAGGCCUAUUUUCCAUUCGGGGAAGAGAGGACUCGAGUGUCAACGGGACUUCGAGGCAUUUUAAGAGAGAGCGUGUGACAUUUCCUACACCUUUCUCGGGUCUCUUCUGCAAAACUGGAUGUCAUGGACUUUCUGACCACUUGGACAUAUUAACAAGCAAGCAGUCAUGGCAGAUGAGAUCCAGAUUAUCACUGCACCACUGGUCAGUGUGAGAGUUACGAGUAAUGUGAACAGCUUUACAGCGGAGAAAAGAUAUGAUCGAAGUCUGACCAUAGGAGACUUGAAGGGUCGCCUGGAACUUAUCACUGGUGGAUCAGCUGGGACAAUGAGUUUGGAGGUGUAUGACCCUGACGACAAGCUAAUUUGUUUCUUGAAUGACAACGAUGCCCUUCUGGGUUCAUUCAACAUCGAAGAUAAUUAUAGGAUCCAUGUAACAGACAACACAAAGAAAGUUGGAGAGUUUGAAGACUUGUCAAAGGUGGAAAAGUUUGAGCUGUCGGAAGAAGAAUAUGCAAAGCGUAAUGAUAGUGUGAAAGCUUUCCUGCAGAAGAACAAACUGGGGAAAUACAAUGAGGAGGAGCAGGCCAGAAUACAAGCGGAGAAAGAAGCCGCAGAAAAAGCGGAGGAAGAUAAAGCUAGCACGUUCAAUGUAGGAGACCGGUGUGAGGUUAAAGUUCAAGGUGAACCAACUCGGCGAGGCGAAGUGAUGUACAUAGGAGAAGUGCACUUCAAGCCAGGUGUUUGGGUUGGCAUCAAGUAUGAUGAACCCUUGGGAAAGAACGAUGGAAGCAUUGGCGGCAAACGUUACUUCGAAGCAACUCCCAAAUAUGGUGGCUUCACUCGCCCAACAAACGUUGAAGUGGGAGAUUUCCCUGAGCUGAACUAUGAGGAUGAUGAAAUGUAGAAUGUGUGACCGAGAUGAAGGCAGCAUGCAUUUUCACUUACAAGACUCACUUUAGAUGCUAUAUAUAUAUUUUGUAAUGUUCCCUUUUGAGGAUAAGCACUUGAAAGAUGGCAUAUGGUUGGCAUCAGUGUUGAAGGCAGAAAAUUUAGUAUUGUAUGUUUUGAAAUAAUUUAUCACAUAUUUUCAUGAUUAUUACAUUUAGUAUUUCAUUAUUAAUACUACUACUAUUACUAUCACUACCACUACCAUUUCUGACACUAUGACUACUACUUCUUUCAUUGCUGCUGGAAAUAGUUAUUUCUGCUAUUUUUAAUCAACAAUAUUUAUCAUAAGUUGUGUUUAUUUAUUCUAACUACCUUGGGUAAAAGAAAAAGCAAAACUUGUGUUUGUUAAUACUGAAACAGUUCAACAAUGAGUAAAAAAUUAAUCUGGAAUUUUGCACUACAAAAGAUCCGAAAAAGGAAGCAUAAUGGAUUAUGGAAACCACAAAAGGAGUCACAUCUUGGGGGGGGGGGGGAGACGAUGUCCUACAUAUUCACUGGGACGAUGUCCUACAUAUUCACUAAGGGUUUAAAAGGGUUGUGAUGAGGGACGGACCAGUCGAACUCGGUCACUUUUUGUGAGGAAUGUCUCUUCUGUUAGGCAUAGUGUUUGUGUACUGUGUGAUACAACUUGGAUGCUGGUUCUUUGAGAAUCACUGCACUAGUGGCAACACAGGAGAAAUCCGUCUUGCAUUGUUGUUGCAAGUGAUAAAGCACUGUGCAUUGAUAUUAUAAGCUUUAUUGCCAGUGUGUAGAGUUCUGUAUGAAUAUUUUUGUACCUUAUUUGCUCUUUAUGUUCAUAUGAGAUUCAUAAAUGGGUCCUCUUUAAUAUUCCAGCUUUUGUCUUUUGCUGGUGUUGAAACUUAUUGUUUUGCUUAUUAUUACUGGUUUUAUUAUUUUUAUUUCUUUUCAUAAUAUAGAGCCUAUUUUUUA